This is a messenger RNA of Balaenoptera ricei (Rice's whale), 2289 nucleotides long. It is a transcript of the gene CCNL1, whose product is annotated as cyclin L1. Gene Ontology annotation, cellular component: nucleus. The record is from RefSeq and is a predicted model, not a curated record. Gene Ontology annotation, molecular function: cyclin-dependent protein serine/threonine kinase regulator activity. The transcript is spliced from 11 exons. Lineage: Eukaryota; Metazoa; Chordata; Mammalia; Artiodactyla; Balaenopteridae. The coding region runs from base 270 to 1850 and encodes 526 amino acids. Gene Ontology annotation, biological process: regulation of transcription by RNA polymerase II.
UGGAGGCCCAGCGGAGAGGGAACCCAGGUCUCCCGAGGGUCCCACCGCUCCCUGGCCAGCACAGGGUUGAGGCGCCGCGGGCAGAGUCGAGGCCUGAAGGGACUAGUUGGCGCACGCCGGAGGGGCGCGGUGACGUCAGGGCGGAAGCGCACGCUGCGUGAAGCGGCCCAGAACCCGGCGGUCACGGGAAUAUCCGUCGCGCCGAGGACGCUGGUUAGUCUCUCUCCGGGUUCCGGCUGCGUUGGGCGUGCGUGCAGCUCGCUGAGACCAUGGCGUCCGGGCCUCACCCCACCGCGACCGCUGCCGCCGCCGCCUCCUCGGCCGCCCCGAGUGCGGGCGGCUCCAGCUCCGGCACGACGACCACGACGACGACCACGACGGGAGGGAUCCUAAUCGGCGACCGCCUGUACUCGGAAGUUUCGCUCACCAUCGACCACUCGCUGAUACCGGAGGAGCGGCUCUCGCCCACCCCGUCCAUGCAGGACGGGCUCGACCUGCCCAGCGAGACGGACUUGCGCAUCCUGGGCUGCGAGCUCAUCCAGGCCGCCGGCAUUCUCCUUCGGCUGCCGCAGGUGGCGAUGGCAACGGGGCAGGUGUUGUUUCAUCGUUUUUUCUAUUCCAAAUCUUUCGUCAAGCACAGUUUCGAGAUUGUUGCCAUGGCUUGUAUUAAUCUUGCAUCAAAAAUCGAAGAAGCGCCUAGAAGAAUAAGAGAUGUGAUUAAUGUAUUUCACUACCUACGCCAGUUAAGAGGAAAAAGGACUCCAAGCCCCCUGAUCCUUGAUCAGAACUACAUUAACACCAAAAAUCAAGUUAUCAAGGCAGAGAGGAGGGUGCUAAAGGAGUUGGGAUUUUGUGUUCAUGUCAAGCAUCCCCAUAAGAUCAUUGUUAUGUAUUUACAAGUCUUAGAAUGUGAACGUAAUCAAACCCUGGUUCAAACUGCCUGGAAUUAUAUGAAUGACAGUCUUCGAACCAAUGUAUUUGUUCGAUUUCAACCAGAGACUAUAGCAUGUGCUUGCAUCUACCUUGCAGCUAGAGCUCUUCAGAUUCCAUUGCCAACUCGUCCCCAUUGGUUUCUUCUUUUUGGUACUACUGAAGAGGAGAUCCAGGAAAUCUGCAUAGAAACGCUCAGGCUUUAUACCAGAAAAAAGCCAAACUAUGAAUUGCUGGAAAAAGAAGUAGAGAAAAGAAAAGUGGCUUUACAAGAAGCCAAAUUAAAAGCAAAGGGAUUGAAUCCCGAUGGAACUCCAGCCCUUUCAACCCUUGGUGGAUUUUCUCCAGCCUCUAAACCAUCAUCACCAAGAGAAGUAAAAGCUGAAGAGAAGUCCCCGAUCUCCAUUAAUGUGAAGACAGUCAAAAAAGAACCUGAGGAUAGACAACAGGCUUCCAAAAGCCCUUACAAUGGUGUAAGAAAAGACAGCAAGAGAAGUAGAAAUAGCAGAAGUGCAAGUCGAUCAAGGUCAAGAACACGAUCACGUUCUAGAUCACAUACUCCAAGAAGACAUUAUAAUAAUAGGCGGAGUCGAUCUGGAACAUACAGCUCGAGAUCAAGAAGCAGGUCCCGCAGUCACAGUGAAAGCCCGAGAAGACAUCACAAUCAUGGUUCUCCUCACCUUAAAGCCAAGCAUACCAGAGAUGAUUUAAAAAGUUCAAAUAGACAUGGUCAUAAAAGGAAAAAGUCUCGUUCUCGAUCUCAGAGCAAGUCUCGGGAUCACUCAGAUGCUGUCAAGAAACACAGGCAUGAAAGGGGACACCAUAGGGACAGGCGUGAAAGAUCUCGCUCCUUUGAGAGGUCUCAUAAAGGCAAGCACCAUGGUGGCAGUCGCUCAGGACAUGGCAGGCACAGGCGCUGACUUUCUUCCUUUGAGCCUGCAUCAACUUCUGAUUUUGGCUAUCUACAGUGUGAUGUAUGGACUCAUAAUUGAAACAAACAUUAAAAGCAAACUGAUUAGGAUUUGAUUUCUUAAAAUUCUCUAGGUCUCUAGAAACACUGAGGACAUUUUCUUUUGGAAAGAACUAUGUUUGGUUUUUUUGUUUUUUUUUUUUUUUUUUUUUUUGCACAUAAAAUGCCCUAGCAGUAUCUAAUUGAAAACCUUGGUCAGGUUCAAUUGUAAUUAUUAUAGUUGUGUAUUGUUUAUUGCUAUAAGAACUGGAGCGUGGAUUCUGUAAAAAUGUAUCUUAUUUUUAUACAGAUGAAAUUGCAGACACUGUUCUAUUUAAGUGGUUAUUUGUUUAAAUGAUGGUGAAUACUUUCUUAACACUGGUUCGUCUGCAUGUGUAAAGAUUUUUACA